CCAACCUUCAUCCAGCCAUGGCGAUCACGAAAGGCGAAGAAAAGGGCGAGUCGUCCACCUCUGCAGCAAAAAAGGUACUCAAGGCCAAUACCAAUGGAGUCGCCAAUUACGAAUUGCCAUGGGUUGAAAAAUAUCGACCAGUGUUCCUCGACGAUGUGGUGGGCAAUACCGAGACGAUUGAACGGCUGAAGAUCAUUGCGAAAGAUGGAAAUAUGCCUCAUGUUAUCAUUUCUGGUAUGCCGGGUAUUGGGAAGACAACUUCAGUGCUCUGUCUGGCAAGACAGCUUCUGGGAGACUCGUAUAAAGAAGCUGUUCUGGAACUGAAUGCCAGUGACGAAAGAGGUAUCGAUGUAGUACGGAAUCGAAUCAAGGGCUUUGCGCAGAAAAAGGUUACUCUGCCUCAAGGCCGCCAAAAACUCGUUAUUCUCGACGAAGCAGACAGCAUGACAUCCGGUGCACAACAAGCACUCCGCAGAACGAUGGAAAUAUACUCUUCGACCACCCGAUUUGCAUUCGCUUGCAAUCAGUCGAACAAGAUUAUAGAACCUCUACAAUCCCGUUGCGCGAUUCUACGAUACUCUCGCCUGACAGAUGCGCAGGUUGUGAAGAGGCUGCUCCAGAUUAUCGAGGCUGAGAAGGUGGAAUAUAGCGAGGACGGAUUGGCUGCUUUGGUCUUCAGUGCAGAGGGAGAUAUGCGACAGGCUAUCAACAACUUGCAGUCUACAUGGGCUGGAUUUGGGUUUGUGAGCGGAGACAAUGUCUUCAAGGUUGUCGACUCUCCACAUCCUAUCAAAGUUCAAGCCAUGCUCAAAGCCUGCUACGAGGGCAAAGUUGAUGCAGCGUUAGAGACACUGAAGGAACUAUGGGAUUUGGGAUAUUCAAGCCACGAUAUCAUCAGUACGAUGUUCCGAGUUACAAAGACUAUACCGACAUUGAGCGAGCAUUCGAAGCUGGAGUUUAUCAAGGAGAUUGGGUUUACGCAUAUGAAGAUUUUGGAGGGCGUGCAGACGCUUUUGCAGCUCAGUGGAUGUGUGGCUAGAUUGGCGAAGCUGAAUAUGGAUUCGAGGCAGUUCAUUGCUGCAAAGUAAUAUAACCGGAAGCAAGGAGGCAUUGGGAGGC
Cadophora gregata is the source of this 1119-nucleotide messenger RNA. It is a transcript of the gene RFC4, whose product is annotated as replication factor C subunit 4. Gene Ontology annotation, molecular function: DNA clamp loader activity; DNA binding; ATP binding. The transcript has 3 exons. Lineage: Eukaryota; Fungi; Ascomycota; Leotiomycetes; Helotiales; Ploettnerulaceae. Bases 18 to 1088 code for a protein of 356 amino acids. Gene Ontology annotation, biological process: DNA-templated DNA replication; DNA repair. The record is from RefSeq and is a predicted model, not a curated record. Gene Ontology annotation, cellular component: Elg1 RFC-like complex; nucleus; DNA replication factor C complex.